AUGUCAGGCAAAACCUCUGGCUCCGACGCCAAACCGCGGGAACAUCACGACGGAAGCGCCGGCCGAGCCUUUACCGUAGAGCAAAAAGCCGCCGUCAUACGUAUCAAACAAUGCGCGCCGACCGCUUACUACAAGAUUCUUGGGCUUGAGGAAGUAAAAGCCACCUGUUCAGACUCGGACAUUAAGAAGGCAUACCGUAAGCUUUCAUUACUUACACACCCGGACAAGAAUGGAUACGACGGUGCAGACGAGGCGUUCAAGUUGGUCAGCAAGGCAUUCCAGGUGCUGAGUGACCCGGAUAAGAAGAAGAAGUACGACCAGUUUGGAUUGGAUCCCGAUGCAAGAUUCGAUCCGCGGGCUGCGGCGGGAGCGAGUGGUGGCGGAGGUCCGAGUCCGUUUGGAAAUGGAUUUGCAAGAAGAGGACCGGCCGGCUUUCAGGAGGAGAUGACACCAGAGGAACUGUUUAGACAAUUCUUUGGGGGCGCUUUCGGAGGGCCAUUCGGCGGCAUGGACACUGGCCCAGGCUUCGUCUUCAACCUCGGCGGCGGCCCAGGAAUCCGCGUCCACCAAUUUGGCGGCGGCCACCCACGCAGGCGCCCCGGCACUGCCGCGCCCCCCGGCUCCGAAGGCCAACAAAACCUCUCCUCGGCCUUUGCGAAUCUCCUGCCCCUCCUCUUCCUCUUCGUCCUUCCCCUCCUCUCGUCCUUCUUCUCCACUUCCUCCACAGCCGCAGGCCCCAAUCUCGUCUUCGAAACCCCCCGCACACCCAACACACUCAAGCGCGUCUCCUCGCGUAUAAAAAUUGACUAUUAUGUCAACCCCAAGGACGUCCACGACUACACUCCUAAAAAAUGGCGCAAACUCGAUGAGGUGGCCGAGCAGCAGUACGUCCAUAUCACAAACACGAGGUGUCAGUCCGAGAAGUACAAGCAGAGGCAACUUAUGGAGGAUGCCCAGGGCUGGUUCUCGGUCGAUACGGAGGCAAUGAAUAAGGCGAGAAAUAUGGAGUUGAAGAAUUGUAAUAAGCUGAAGAAGCUGGGCAUAGAUGUUUAUGGGGCGUGA
Bipolaris oryzae ATCC 44560 is the source of this 1062-nucleotide messenger RNA. RefSeq lists its product as uncharacterized. Lineage: Eukaryota; Fungi; Ascomycota; Dothideomycetes; Pleosporales; Pleosporaceae. Gene Ontology annotation, cellular component: endoplasmic reticulum membrane. Gene Ontology annotation, molecular function: Hsp70 protein binding. The transcript has 2 exons. The record is from RefSeq and is a predicted model, not a curated record. The coding region runs from base 1 to 1062 and encodes 353 amino acids. Gene Ontology annotation, biological process: cellular response to misfolded protein.